Messenger RNA from Drosophila sulfurigaster albostrigata, 1730 nucleotides. Its product is annotated as ketohexokinase. Gene Ontology annotation, biological process: fructose metabolic process. Lineage: Eukaryota; Metazoa; Arthropoda; Insecta; Diptera; Drosophilidae. Gene Ontology annotation, molecular function: ketohexokinase activity. The transcript has a single exon. The record is from RefSeq and is a predicted model, not a curated record. The coding region runs from base 44 to 1156 and encodes 370 amino acids.
UUAGCAUUACUUUUUAUCCAAACAUUUUAAAACAGUUUAGGCCAUGAAAAAGCAAAUUAUUAAAGAGUUCAUAACGAUAAAAAAGGUGCGUCGCCUGCCCCCCAAGGAGCCACCAGCUGAACCGCCCGUGCCACGGCGUGUGCUCGUCGUGGGUCGCUGCACGCUGGACAUGAUUACGGUCUGCGAUGAUCAUCCCUCGCCAGGUGUAACGCAACGCACAGAAGAAGGUUUCUGGCGUCUUGGUGGCCAUGCGGCCAACACAUGUUGUGUGCUGCGACGUCUGGGCACCGAAUGCGAGUUUCUUGGCCAGCUGAGCAGCAUUGGCGCCUUCGAGCAUCUGUUGUCCAGCUUCCAUGCCAUGGGCAUCGAUAUCUCGAGCUGUCCGCGCACCGCUCACGAUCCUCCGCAUCAGAGUAUUGUUGUGGUGCGUGGCCAGGAGACACGCACCACCGUGGAGUACUCAAAGCGCAAGCAUGAGCUGACCUUUCAGCAAUUCGUUGGUGCCGUCGACUAUCGGAAAUACUCAUGGAUACACUUUGAGGCGCGCCAUCCACGCGAGACUCUCCGCAUGAUGCAAGCGGUGCGCGAUUACAAUGCACGCAACGAGGAUGCAAACAUCAUAGUCUCGGUGAAUUUGGCCAAUAAGCGUCCACUUGGACUGCUGCUCGCCAACAUGGCAGAUUAUGUGAUCGUGCACCAUGGCUUCUUGAAGCUCUAUGGUUAUAUGAAUGGACGUGAAGCUGUUUGGGCGGUGCGAGAACGUCUGCUGGUGAUGCAGAAGCGUUGGCUGGCUAAAAAACCAAAGAUUACACCCAGUCCCAAUCCAGACGAGCAGCAGCUGGACCAUGAUUGCGCGCCUCCAGUGCGCAAACAACCAACAAUUAUCUAUGAGAACUACGAGCAAGGCGCCAGUUGCUUGAUGGCCGACGAUAGAUACUUCAAGGUGGGCGGACAGCAGCCACAAAAGAUUGAAGACACUAUCGGCGAGCACGACACGUUUGUGGGCGCCUUCAUCUAUGCGCUGCAGGAGAUUAAGCUGUCGUUGCGCGAUGCGUUGGAGUAUGGAACACGUGCAACGAGCCACAAGAUUACACAGUUUGGUUUCGAUUGCUUGCGCUGCAUGCCCAAAGAUCUAAUCAGCUGCUACUAUGCAUGACACAUCAGAAUAAAUCCAAUUAACAAGCCAACUUACCUUAUAGGAUGCAUGACAGUAUCGCACAUGGUUCACAGUCCAGCACAAGGUGACAAUGCAUUGAUGCAGCGUCUCGCUAGGAAAGAUAGUGUAGCCAAUUACCAACUCCAGAAUGGUCAAGCACUGCAGUCCAAUGUCAUCGUCCGGCUCAGUGUAGCUCAAUUUGCAGGCAUUCCUGCAAUAGGCCGUUUAGUAAAUGAUUUUUAGAUGUUAAGUAAUUAAUCACUUACUCUACAAUUCCCACAAGAAUGUCUUUGUCUAAAUGUGCUGCAUUGAAUUUGAUCAGAUUGAUCAGCAUGUCCAGAUAGGGGGACAGCUGAUGGGCCUCUUUCACAUCGGGCAUCCAAUGCAGCAUGAAUUUGCCAAUCUACAAAUCAAAUUGUGAAUUAAUAUUGCAUUAAAAGUGGCCCAGCAUCAUCAGCGUUACCUUCUCCUCGAAGUUGGUGAUGUCUUUGCCGUUCUCGGUGAGCGUGAUCAGCAGCUUGAGCAGAUGCCGCAAAUCUUCGCGGGCUUCGUGAUUCUGUAUGACCAGAAAGAA